AUAGUAAUACGUUUUAAUAUCCCAAACAUAAUUAUACAAUUUCUACCCCAGUGAAGCAAACAUUAUUUUCGGGGGAUAAAAGCAAGAGUUUAAGAGUUUCUUAAUUUUCUAUGGAGUACUUUAUAACUUGCAGCAAAGGAAUACCUGUACAUGAAGUGCAGGGAGAGGAAAACAGAGCACUCCGAGAUAUGGAUAUGGAAUCGAUAAGGGGUUCUUACCAUAGAAGGAGGAGGAACAAUAUCAAACUAUCGGAUUCUUCAGACUCGGAAUUGAGAAUCAAUCCCCGCACCAAAUCUCGGAUUCCCCUCAAUCGUUCCCAUUCCAUCCCAAGGAAGUAUAUAUCCAAAAAUCAACUGGAUCGUCAAAUCCGUGCCGCUGUGGUAGAUGCUUUUAAAGACUGCAUUAUAGCUCCAAAAUGUAGAUCCGAAAACGAAGCAGUAUUUGGAAAACAUCGUCGUCAUCCGAAGUGUAUUAAGGAUGUGGAAAAAGUUCCUGUUCAACAGAAACGUCACCGCUCCCAAUCCGCAGAUGGCUUAUAUCACACGGGUCAUGAUAAGAAGGCAGUCCAGGUUUUAUUCGUUAGAUCACCGAGAAAAUCAAAAAAACAUGGUCCCGCCUUGGAAGUCUAUCUGGAGGCACUUGAAGAUAAUAAUGUAGCGGCUAUACCGGACGCAAAUCCAGAAGUACAUAUACCACCUCAGGACCAAAUACCCAAGGACUUACCACUUGAUGAGAUUAUAAGCCAGAUGAGCUCGAAGUUAAUCAGGGCUGUUAUAAGCAUGUGCUUCCUUACAACUAAAGUGUUUAUAAACCUGGGGUUGCUACAAGCCAUAGAUCGAUUUACCACCAGAAUGUCCAAGUCAAGUUGGGUGAGUCUUGGACUAUUCCUGGUAUUUAUCCUGGCCUGGGCCUAUGAGUUUGGAGAACCAGUAGCCCGGAUUAGUGAGGCAGUGGGCGAUCUCUUCAAGGAUCGUACCCGUUCUUGGUGGAACUUUAUAUAAGUACAAUAAACAUUGUAAGGAAAAAUUCCAAAUUUCUCACUUAUUAUGUUUUUUGAAUAAUAAUUCA
This is a messenger RNA of Drosophila suzukii, 1068 nucleotides long. RefSeq lists its product as uncharacterized. Lineage: Eukaryota; Metazoa; Arthropoda; Insecta; Diptera; Drosophilidae. The record is from RefSeq and is a predicted model, not a curated record.